Musa acuminata AAA Group (dessert banana) is the source of this 576-nucleotide messenger RNA. RefSeq lists its product as uncharacterized. Bases 1 to 576 code for a protein of 191 amino acids. The transcript has 3 exons. The record is from RefSeq and is a predicted model, not a curated record. Lineage: Eukaryota; Viridiplantae; Streptophyta; Magnoliopsida; Zingiberales; Musaceae.
AUGGAGAUGUCAAAUGCUUCCGACCCAGAUCGAAUUCCCUCCUCCGUCUUUACAAGGACUAAAUCAACAACACAAAAAGAUUGGAGUGUGGCCUCCAAUGAGUCUUUAUUUAGCAUCCAUGUAGGAAAUUCUAGCUUGUCCAGGGACCAUGUCCUUGGCCCAGUGGAACACCUGCCGAUGUCCACUGAUUCAGGCCUGAACCGGGCCGGAAUCGAUGCAGAGCAGGUUUCGUUGGAGCUGACUGCUGCAGCGGCAGCAAAUGCUGAGGCCAUGAAGGAUGUCUUGCCGGAACAUGCAGAGGAACAUGCUAAAAAAGAGCAGCAUUCAGCUGAGGAGGGUUCAACAUUGCCCACUAACUCAUUAUACCGCUCAGAUGAAUCAUUUGCCUUCCCGAUAAACAGAUUGACAGGUGAAAGAAGUGGUGGCUCAUUAAAGGCGGAACCUGGACAAUCGCCGCAGGUAGAUAAGGGAGAGCAGCUUCCACUGCAGACUGGGACCCCAAAAGCAGCUCCUGCUGCAGGAGAGAAAAGAUGGUUUCUGCUCAACGCACAAGAAGAGAUUUUUCAGCCUUCCUAA